Molecule: messenger RNA, 1492 nt
Organism: Asterias rubens (European starfish)
Lineage: Eukaryota; Metazoa; Echinodermata; Asteroidea; Forcipulatida; Asteriidae
Product: 39S ribosomal protein L20, mitochondrial-like
Exons: 5
Coding region: 87-593 (168 amino acids)
Biological process (GO): translation; ribosomal large subunit assembly
Cellular component (GO): ribosome
Molecular function (GO): structural constituent of ribosome; rRNA binding
Source: RefSeq, a predicted model, not a curated record
UCUUCUCAUAUGCAUUCUUCGAAACUUGGUUCAGGUCGUCUGCUGUUCCUUUUUAAAAUCAUUGUGAACUUAUUUAAUUCACCAAAAUGGUUCACCUGAGUGCAGCAAGACUGAUACGAUCUAGAGGAACUUCUUCAUAUUGGAAAAGAAAGUUUGUUUUUGAUCAGACACAACACUUCUUUGGUAGAAGACGCAAUUGCUACAGCAUUGCUAUUCGUGCUCUCCAAAAAGCAUGGGUUAAAGCAUAUUCUGGAAGAAGACACAAAAAGAGACUACUGAGAAAACUUUGGAUUGGCAGAAUCAACUCGGCUGUAAAAGAGCAUGACAUUACCUAUAGCCCAUUCAUGGAAAACCUUCUCAAGUACAACAUACAACUCGACAGGAAAAUCCUGUCGAUCCUUGCAAUUACAGAACCAAAGACAUUCAAGUGUCUCGCUGAGUUGGCCAAGGCCAAACGAGAAGAGGGUCUUCUUGCUGCAGUCAGAGCCAACCCAGACAGAGUAUUGAGUAGACAAACAACCCAAGACGACCUCCUCGAAUCAGUGAAGAAAUUACGCAUCAGCGAUCAACAGUCCACACAAACAUUGAGAUGAUAAAACUGAAAAGAUGCAACUGAUCACACUAAAUGAUUUAUGCAUCAUCAUAUCCGACCGUCAAAUUAUAAAGAGCAAGGCGUAUUUUGAAAUUUCCCUGGUGGAGGUCACCUGAUUGAAGAAAAUAAAGAUGUGUUUUGUCUAGGACAUUUCAAGGGGCACCACAAGAAUGGCAAGUAUCUAUGACAUUGAGGAAUGUGCCCCAUCCUUCUUUGAAGAUUCAGGCCUGCAACAUCAUACUUCAAAAAAAGUUGUUGAAUCUCCUUGCCUGCCCUGAGCAUAGAGAAAAAUAGAGCAUCUCUGUUCUAGAUGAUGGAUCUGUUUACAUCAGUAGGCUGUGAACUUGAUAUUUUUGUUGUUGCUUUUGGUAGGAGAGUGCCUAUAAAUUUCUCCACACUAUGUACUGUGUAGAUGCAUACACUAUGUGACAUCUUGUUGCAGACUGGCAUAGUUUAUCUAAGUAAAACUUGAAGUUAUGAAUGGUGGUUGGGAAAAGAAAAUUGGGGGUAAGUUUGCCAUUACAAACCAGCUCUUUUCUCAACAAAGCCACCACUAUCCAUCGUUCCAAAUUUUGAUGACGGAAUUUCCAACGGGAAUGGUCUGCCUGACCAACUUGCUGGAGGCUUCACUAGAGGAAAAGGCCAUGAACAAAGGUGUCUUUGUUUUGAUAUAAAAAAUAUCUUGUUUGUCAAACUCUUUUCUUUGACAUAUUAAUUCACUUGAAAUUGAUCUCUACCUGCUGCCAGCUCUCUUUUAUCACCUUUUUCCGAAGCUCAUUUAUUUUGUCACUGUAAACAAAAGAAUUCUGUUGAUUUUCUUGCAUUUAAAAAGGGUGUGUUUAUCCGUGGAGGAGAUCCACGCUUUAUCUGGAUAUUCAUUAAAAUAUUAAAUUAUAACAA